Penicillium brasilianum is the source of this 879-nucleotide messenger RNA. The record is from the annotation of a GenBank genome assembly. Lineage: Eukaryota; Fungi; Ascomycota; Eurotiomycetes; Eurotiales; Aspergillaceae.
GUAUUGUUACCUUGCUAGAUACCGUAUCAUACCAGGUGCAAUUUACGGCGGCCCUCUACUCUGUAUGGUCUGCUCAAUAAAUGAUCUGCGCUAGGGCCUUGGCGGUGGGGCCGAGAAAGAGAGUCUUAGUGUGUACUGGUUAAGCCGAUUUCGAGAACGACUGUACUAGCCGUUGGUACCUCGUGGUGACCAAGAGGCGGGUUUUUUCAUCUCGGUGCGAACGGGACUGUACGAAAUAAGGCAGAUACUGUACGAAAUAAGGACAGUAGGGGUACCCCAAUCCGGAGAUUCCUCUUGAGUGGGACUGUAUCGUGAGCGACGCGAGAAAGAAAAAUGGCGGGACGGGCCGAGACGCGAACCCCUGAGCCGCCCGACCGCGACGAACACGAAGAUUCACCCCCAAGAUUAGCGAGGCCGCGACGCACCACAAGACCACCGAAUAACUACGCUCAAGAGCAAGAGAUUGACACCGAGCAGAGAAAGACACGCGCCCAAUCGAAAAAGGGACGUCAAGGCAAAUCAGUACCCCAGCACGACGCAGUAUCUUCAGACGACUCCUCGACGGAGAGCGAGGACUUGAGCGCUACCGAUCUCUUGAAAGAGCUUGUGAAGCUAAGGAAAGAGAUUAGACGACGCGAUGAUCUGCAUAAGAAAGAGCUGCAAAAAAUCAAAGAGGAAUUCAGCGCAACCCUUGCAGAAGUCCGACAGGAGCUACAGACCCUGGCAGACAGACCCCCGACACCGCAAGCCCUCUCCGAGCCUUGCUCUCAGAACGGCCACGAUGAGAUCCUUCGCGAAAUUCACUCUCUGCGCAUGGCAAUCAACCCGUCAGGCCCCGNUGCAGGAAGGUGUUGGCAUUGGCACCAUAAAGAAGCAUGA